AUGGUUUUAGUGCUUAAUGGUUUUGAAGCUAAAGUGGAGGCAAGAAAGGUUGGGGAGUCUGACCAGAAAUUGGCAGAUGGAAUUUCUCUAUUCUCGAUUUCAUCAGAUUCAUAUGGAAAAGCAUCAAUUAUUGGACCACUUAUAACAGAACACGCAAAAGGAGGAAAGUGUAUUGUUUUUACGCAGACAAAACGUGAUGCUGAUCGAUUGGCAUAUGCCAUGUCAAGAAGCUAUAAAUGUGAAGCUUUGCAUGGGGAUAUUAAUCAAACCCAGAGGGAAAGGACCCUUGCAGGUUUUCGAGAUGGGAAUUUCAAUAUUUUAGUUGCCACUGAUGUCGCUGCUCGCGGGCUUGAUGUACCCAAUGUUGAUCUGGUGAUACAUUACGAGCUUCCAAACAAUUCAGAAAUAUUUGUUCAUCGGUCAGGCCGAACAGGUCGUGCUGGGAAGAAAGGAAGUGCUAUUCUUGUUUACACACAGGAUCAAUCCAGGGCUGUCAGGACUAUUGAACAAGAUGUAGGAUGCAAAUUCACUGAGCUCCCUCGGAUUGCUGUUGACGGCAAAAGCAUAGACAUGAUGCCCGACAUGGGUAGGUUUAACACAAAAAGUAGUCGAUUUGGUCAAGCAGGACCAGGAUUUAGCCGUCCUGGAUUUGGUCGUUCCAGUGGCUAUGGUGAUUCUUCUGGUCAGAUGGGUAGAUCUAGUGGACCCCGUCCUGGUCGUUUUGGUUCCUUUGGUGAUUCCGCUCAAUCUGGAGGUGGGUUUUCUGGAUCUGGCUCAAAUCGAGGAGGAAACUUCGGUGGUUCAGGUUUUGGUCGUUCAAGCGGUUCAAGUGGUUUCGGAGGGUUUGGUAGUUCUGAUCGUUCAAGUGGUUUCGGAGGGUUUGGUGGUUCUGAUCGUUCUGGCGGUUCUAGGAACUUUAGUUUGGAUCGCCAGAGUGGAUUUGUUGAUGAUAAUUCUAGCCGUUUUGACACCUUUGGUGCUGAUGAUCAAAAUGCAGGGAGAAGACACUUCUGA
Prunus armeniaca (apricot) is the source of this 1014-nucleotide messenger RNA. Lineage: Eukaryota; Viridiplantae; Streptophyta; Magnoliopsida; Rosales; Rosaceae. The record is from the annotation of a GenBank genome assembly.